AUGGACGCCCGAUGCCAGUGCGGGGCCGUGGCCUUCAAGACGCCGCUGCCGAAGCCGCUGCGCCUGUACAUCUGCCACUGCGAGGAGUGCAAGCGCCAGACGGGCUCCGCGUUCGGAACGUCGGCCAUCUUCCCCAAGUUCCAACUGCCCAAGGCCGACCUGUUGGGCGUCUAUGCUUACUUCUGCCGAAACUGCGGGACACGCUUAAUCCACACCACACCGGACAAGAACGUCAUCUCCGUCAAGGGCGGCUGCAUCGACGGCCUCGACUGGAAGACGGCCGUCCACAUCUGGACCAAGAACGCCAUGGUCCCCAUCCCCGAGGGCGCCGAAUCGCACCCCGAGGAGGCCGAGUACACGGACUACGGGCCUACACAGGAGGCCCUGGAUCAGCCGACGGGCUUGCGCGGGAGCGGCGGCACUCCGCCGCCUGUUGGCCUCGACGGGCGUUGUGAGCUAAGCGGGAAGGCCAUCGCUGGCUGA
Molecule: messenger RNA, 483 nt
Organism: Colletotrichum higginsianum IMI 349063
Lineage: Eukaryota; Fungi; Ascomycota; Sordariomycetes; Glomerellales; Glomerellaceae
Product: Glutathione-dependent formaldehyde-activating enzyme
Exons: 3
Coding region: 1-483 (160 amino acids)
Molecular function (GO): carbon-sulfur lyase activity
Source: RefSeq, a predicted model, not a curated record